Molecule: messenger RNA, 2290 nt
Organism: Scylla paramamosain (green mud crab)
Lineage: Eukaryota; Metazoa; Arthropoda; Malacostraca; Decapoda; Portunidae
Product: ionotropic receptor 93a-like
Exons: 11
Coding region: 228-2147 (639 amino acids)
Cellular component (GO): membrane
Molecular function (GO): ligand-gated monoatomic ion channel activity
Source: RefSeq, a predicted model, not a curated record
AUCUGAAAAUUAUUUAUUCACAACGAAACGUUAUCUCAGAACAAUUCUCUUUAUACGGACACACUGACGUUGCACAGAAGGUAAUCAUAUGUAUAAAACAUGCUGGUUAAUCGCACGUUUUCUACACGUGAGGCAGCCUCUGUGAAACACUAUAUAAUCAGGGCUGCGCCGCCACAAGUUAACUGUUUUAGCUCCAAUGGUGGUGGCUGCUGCAGCCGAGCACCAAUAUGCUCGUGAAGCUGGUGCUGGUAACUUGUCUUGGCGUCGCAACUGCCCGUCCCAAAAUGCGAGGUGGGAAGGAGUUGGUCUUGCAUACUGGUGGUGGAGCAGAGUUGAUGGAGAAUCAACCAAGCGCUUUUUGUACCUCCAUCGUUAUAAUGGACAGAACCAUCACUUCUUCAAGCAUCGUGAAGGGCCUGCUCGAAAAGUCAACGUGGGACCAGCGGCAAAUGUUGGCAAUAUUUGAAGCAAAAUUAAAAGACACCAACAGCAGCUUUACUGACCACGCGUCGGAGGUGAUCACCUUUGCACGUCACGUGCGUCAGCUGUCGUGGUGCUCGAUUGUGGUGGUGGUAAGUUAUGACCCUGACUUCCUCGUCGCCUUCGCCGAGUGGUCUCUGAAGGGCCGGCUGCUGGUGUGGACCACCAGGCUUGUUGUGGUGAGCCACCUGACCCUUCCGAACCUCCAGGCUCUUCUGCCCGCCCACUGGACUUUCUCCAUGAUGAACACGGUCUUCCUCAAUAUGGAGGGCGACGUUGAGCAGCCCCGAUGCAGCGUGUACACAUACUUGCCAUACAGCCCGAAUGGCUCUCACGUUGUCAAGAUCGCCUUUUGGACACCAGCUCACGGAUUCAAAUAUCUUUCUUCCGUCUCCUUCUUUCAAGACAAAUUUGAAAAUUUCCACGGCGCCAAAGUGAACGUGACAUCUGGACCCUAUAUGCCUUACUGGGACGAGGAAGAGGUGAUGGUAUCUGAUGGUUCCAAGACAACUGUAUUUCGUGGUUCUGACUACCGCAUGUUGGAGGCCAUUGCCUCGGUGCUUAACUUUACUUUCCGGCUUCUUCCGACAUCUUCCUGGGUUGAGGUGACGAGACGGGUCGAGGAGCGGGUCUCACUGAUCGCCCCCAUUAUUUACGUGCUGCUCCCUGAACAAGUGGAGAGAUACGACUUCACCUACGUAUAUGAAAAUGCAUAUUUGUCAUUUGGCAUCGUUAAACCCGAUCUGGAGCCUCGAUGGAAGAGUAUUUACUAUCCCCUGUCCAUAGAAGUGUGGAUAGCAGUGAUUGGACAUGUCGUCUUCUUUCCAUUCCUUUUGUGGCAGCUCAUUCGUGCAGGACAUGAUGGACACCCAAACGUGGGUGUAGGGCCGGUGUUCAAGGACAUGGUGGGGAUGCUGCUCGGCCAGAACCUUCCUCGUCGCCUUUUAAACACCUCCUCUAGCAGAGUUCUGGUGGCUGCCUGGUUGGUGUUCGCCCUCAUUCUCGGUCUGGCCUACCGCGGCAACCUGACUGCCUCUCUCACCCUUCCCAAAUAUCCACCACGUCCAGAGACACUCGAGGAAAUCGUCGACCAUGUUGACAUGGUGACCAUGCCUAGUUACGGAGAAAAACACCGUAAGUUCUACGAGAAAUCAGAAUCUCCAUUGCUGCGAACUUUGGGCAGCCUUAUGAACCCUGGACCUUCACUGAUGGAGGGUCUCAAGAGGGCCUUGAUUAAAAAAAGCGCCCAUUUAGAUCCAAAAAAAUACAUUCAUUAUAAAAUUCUGGACGAAUUCACGGAGGCGGACGGCAGCACCCGUCUGUACGUGAGUCGUGGGUCCGUCUUUCCCUCGCCUUGCGGAUGGCCAAUCCCGCACGACGCGCCCUACAAGGCUCAGCUGGACAGGUUGAUCGUGGCCACCUUGGAGGCUGGCCUCUAUGAUAAGUGGACAGAGGAUCUGAUGAGAGAGACUCAGCUCAGGAGUCAGAGAAGAAAACGGCAGCGUCAGGCUGCAGAUAAGCAGGGCCAGACAGAAGCUAAGGCUGUAAAUGAGGAUGGUUUACCAACCCUCACCAUUAACCACACACAAGGCGCCUUCAUCCUCCUCCUGCUGGGUCUCAUUUUUAACACACUCGUAUUCUCCACUGAACUUCUAUGUAAGGCUUAAGUUUCUAAUAACAAUCAGUGACCUUAAAUCACUGAUUGUUACAUCCAUUUGGGGUAACGGUUCCUAAAUGGCAAAUCAGUCACCGUCUUAACCUUAAUUGACUAAGGAAACCGUAUGUUAAACAGAAAAAAAAAGAAAAAAUC